This is a messenger RNA of Gastrolobium bilobum, 2429 nucleotides long. RefSeq lists its product as uncharacterized. Gene Ontology annotation, biological process: N-terminal peptidyl-methionine acetylation. NCBI's taxonomy places the organism in Eukaryota, Viridiplantae, Streptophyta, Magnoliopsida, Fabales, Fabaceae. Gene Ontology annotation, cellular component: NatC complex. The record is from RefSeq and is a predicted model, not a curated record. Bases 125 to 2302 code for a protein of 725 amino acids. The transcript has 16 exons.
ACCCUCCACAGAGAGAGAGAGAGAGAGAGUUGUUUUAGAGUUUAGUUUACAUAAGCACAACAUUAAACCUUAAAUUGGACGCACUCACUUCAUUAACAGGAACAAACAGCUUAGCUUCGAAGGUAUGGCCGAGGAUCGCACCGAUGAAGCAGCCACCGUGCCUCCUCCACGCACCUCCAUUCCCUCCGGCGAUAACUUCGUUUGGGCCGAUGUGUCGCCGCUCCUCCAAGCCGCUUGCCAAGAUCUUCAAGAGGGAGAACUCAUUCACGGAGAUAAUUUCAAUCUCUUUGCUGCGAUGUCCGCUUUGGAGAUAAUGGACCCAAAGAUGGAUUCGGGUAUUGCUUGUACUUACUACUCUCUUGAGGAAGCCAUUCAGAACGGUGCUGCUCCAGUUCCUAUUAGUGCUGAUAAAGCUACUAAUAUUCGAUGCACAAUUGACAUCAUGGACCAUCUACUUGCAUGCGAGGCAACAUGGCACAAGGGUCAUUCAUUGGCACAAACUGUCUAUUCUUGCAUCUAUCUCCUACAUCUGGAAAGGACAUCAUCAUAUGCCCUGUUGCACUCUUACUGUAAAGUCAUACGUGCAACCUGCAAAGCAGUUCUUUCAGUUGUCUCGGAUUCACGUACACAUGAAGAAGAGGAUCUAUUUACCAUGGCAUAUGGCCUUCCUCUGGGUGGAGAUGGAGAUGAAAAGUGUUUAUCAAUGCUAAAUGCUGUCGAAGAAACCAUUUCUCGUCAAUUGCGUGCUUGUAAAGCUUCAUCAUCAAAAAGAAGAGUAUCGGAAGAUGUAGAGCCACUUCAAAAUAAUCCUGAUCUGGAAGAAGGCUACUGCAAAGCACUGUUAUGUCGUUUACGUUUUCGUAAGCAUUUUUAUCAUCUUUUGGUGUCUAUGAAACGACCCCAAGGAAGAGGUUUGGAAUUGGCAAGAAAACACAUAGAUUCAUGCACCUCAGAGAUUGAUAACAUUCGGAAAUCUUCAGAGUUUCUUAGAGCUAGUGCUCAUGAGAUAUCUGAGCAAAACAUAGACAAUACAACUGCAUCUGGUUGUCAACCAAUUGGCUUUGAUGCUAGUUUAAACUGUAGAUUAUCAGCCCCGACACCACCACGGGCAAUCAAAAUUUUUUGUUGGGAAAAGGCUCUUGAAUAUUUUAUGAAACUUCUUCAAGAUCUAGACAUCAUAUGUUCCUACUCGUUGGACCCAUCACUGGAGGCUGCUUUACUCUUUGUGGUUAAAUUCCAGAAAUCACAACCUGAUUUGGUUUCUAGAGCUCAUCUUCAGCUUCUCCUGGUCCAGGAUGGCAAACUCUAUGGUCGGGAUCCUAUGUUUUCUAUGAUUACUAGAGCUGCUGGAUUACCUGAAGUCACAAAGAAUCAUGACAUCCAAAAAAAUGAAUUUAUGGUGCAGCUAGGACAGUUGGUGAUAAAUUUACUCAAAAUUCUUUGUACAAAUGCUGCAUGGCAAAGGCGUAAGCUAGGCAAAAUGUUACAAGACUGGCGUGUCACCUACGUACAGCUGGAGCUGGCUUUUAAAAAGGAGUUUGGAGAAGUUUCAAACAUUUCAAACAAUGAGAAUGUGUGUUUCAAAAUAUACCAACACAUUAUCGCGUGGGUGGAAGAGCAAACUUAUUGGAUAGCUUUCCGAUUUCUCAUUUUGGGAUUUGAAUUGGAGCUCUAUUCUGCCCAUGAUUAUUGCAUGGUAUACUGGUAUAUUUAUGUUGUGUUGAUCAAGCUCGCAGAGAAGAAACAUCUCCGGAUGGCAAUGAGCAGUGGUGCUGCUAAAAAGAAGGCAAAGAAAAAAAGGGAUUCUUUAAAGGACACAGGAAUGGAUUAUCAGAUCCCAGCAGCUGUCUUGUUUCUUCAGAGCCAAAUAUAUCUAGCUGAAGGGCUAAGCAUGAUGUAUGCUGCUUUGAGAAAUGAGCGCAGAAUUAUUCCACCGCAAAGCCCUUUCAAUACAGAACAUGAGAUAUUUAUUCAACAAUUCGAGCUUUUACAGAAAGCUUGCCUUCCUGAUCACGUCUCAUAUGUGACAUUCAAGGAGUCAACUGUUCAUGCUAACUUCUCUACCCUUGUUAUGUAUGAUUACUUCAAGGAAGCUCAGAGGAUUGCAAAAGAGGUUAAAAGUAGUUUUGCUAAUGACCCUGACAAAAUGGCUGAGCUACGCAGAAUAGAGCAAGUAGCAGAGCACAACAGCAUUGCCUUAAAUGUCAUUUGCCGGGUAGGAGCCCUUGACCCAUCUUUGAAGAUUUCAUUCACGUUCUGUCAUCAUCCUUUCUUUGCAACUGCUAUUGUGAAGAGAUCUUGAUGGCAGAUUCAACCAGUUUUGAAACAUGUUAUAGGUUGUUAGGAGCAAAUUAGUUAUGUGGCAUUAACAGUUGUAACACUAGUAUUUAAUCAACAAAUUUUGUGGUUCAUAUAUUAGAUUGAAAUUG